Aspergillus ruber CBS 135680 is the source of this 1668-nucleotide messenger RNA. Its product is annotated as putative MFS peptide transporter. The transcript has 3 exons. Gene Ontology annotation, cellular component: membrane. Gene Ontology annotation, biological process: transmembrane transport. Lineage: Eukaryota; Fungi; Ascomycota; Eurotiomycetes; Eurotiales; Aspergillaceae. The record is from RefSeq and is a predicted model, not a curated record. Gene Ontology annotation, molecular function: dipeptide transmembrane transporter activity. The coding region runs from base 1 to 1668 and encodes 555 amino acids.
AUGGAGCGAGAAGUGACUUCAGACUCUCAAUAUCCGCUUCCCACUGAAGAGGAAACCAAAACGCUUCGCAAGGUCGCGGGCUCCCUGCCUUUAGUCUCGUUCACUUUAUGUCUGGUGGAGUUUGCUGAGCGCGCAUCCUACUACGGUGCUAAGACCGUCUUCAGCAACUUCAUUCAAUUCAAACUCCCCGAGGGUGGUAACGGAGCGGGUGCUCCCCCGCGAGGCACUCAGAAAACAGCUGGCGCCUUAGGGAUGGGCCUCCAAGCGUCAUCCGGACUGACACUGCUGUUUCUCUUUCUUUCAUACGUGAUCCCUAUAUUUGGUGGCUGGUGGGCCGACGUUCAUAUCGGUCGAUAUAAGGCAAUCUGUGUGGGCGUCCUGAUCUGUGGAGUUGCCCAUAUCAUCCAAGUCAUCGGCGCCAUCCCCUCAGUUCUCCAGAAGGGCACAGCUAACGCGGCUGCGCCAUUCAUCAUUGGGCUGCUGCUUCUGUCCUUUGGUGCGGGUAUAUUCAAGCCUAACGUUUCACCUCUCAUCCUCGAUCAAACUCCCCACAAGAAAGCCUACACGAAAACGCUGGAGUCGGGAGAAAGGGUCAUCGUGGAUCCCGAAGCCACGACAAGCAGAAUCAUGCUCCUCUUUUACGGCUUUGUGAAUGUCGGUGCUUUCUUUAUGCUUGCAACUACAUACUCUGAAAAGUAUGUGGGAUUCUGGCUCUCUUUUUUGCUGGCAGGUAUUAUCUAUCUCUUGCUCCCUAUUCUCCUUCUGGUUAUGUACAAGAAGACAUACAAAAGGCCGCCGGCUGGGAGCUCAGAGGUCUCGCGGGCUUUCAAAAUUAUUGGGACUGCUCUUCGUCAGAACAAUUUUCAGUUCUGGCGUAAGGGUUUCUGGGAUAGGGUGACACCCGCCAGCCUCCUGAAGAAGGGUAUCACCGUGGGCUGGACAGAUAAAAACGUCAAGGAUGUUUCCAGAACAGUGGCUGCCUGCGAUAUCUUCUGGUUCUACCCGAUCUACAACCUCAACGAUGGCGGUAUCGGAUCUGUAUCGACGAACCAAGGCGCGUCAAUGGUCACCAAUGGCGCACCUAAUGAUGUUCUUAGUAAUUUCAACGCGUUGACAAUCAUCUUUGUCAUUCCUAUCCUCACCUUCGUGAUCUACCCCACGCUACGUCGCUACAAGAUCAACUUCGGUCCAAUUACCCGCAUCACAUUCGGCUUUGUCCUAGCGACCCUCGCUGGUCUCGUGGGUGCGCUAGUCCAGUGGCGAGUCUACUCGCUCUCACCUUGCGGUAGUCAAGCGUCGACUUGUGAUGAUGUGGCCCCGAUUAGUAUCUGGUGGCAGCUUGCUAAUACUAUUCUGAGUGCUUUGAGUGAAUGUUUCUCCAAUGUUACCGCCUAUGAGCUCGCUUAUGCACGUUCCCCACAUGGCAUGAAGGGUCUGGUGGUGGCCUUCUUUCUCUUUAUGAAUGCCUUGUCGAGUGCGAUUGGUGAGAUUUUGCUUCCAGCGACUGCUGAUCCGUGGCUGAUCUGGAUCUGGGGUGCACCGGCUGUGGCGCUUGCUUUGCAGACGAUUGUUUUCUGGUUCAGAUUCAGACAUCUGAAUAAUGAAAACUGGACAGAAGAAGAAGAAGAGACUACCACUACUCUGGCUCAGGAGCAACAAAAGGUUUGA